UACAUACGUAUAAUGUAAAGAGAUAACGAGAGAUAUACCUAUUCUCACAACUCUCAUCAACUCUCAUCUUUUACGUCGUACCAAUAAAAAUGUCAGAUGCUUAUGAUGCCAAUUAUGAUAAGGAACAUCCAAGAAAUCUUAUUCCAGAACUGUGCAGACAGUUUUAUCAUCUUGGAUGGGUGACUGGCACAGGUGGUGGCAUAUCCAUCAAGCAUGAAGAUAAGAUCUACAUAGCUCCUUCGGGUGUACAAAAAGAGCGGAUGAUGCCUCACGAUAUGUUUGUGCAAGACAUCAAUGGAACAGAUUUAGAGUUGCCUCCAUCCGAAAAGAAAUUGAAAAAAUCACAAUGCACUCCGUUGUUUAUGUGCGCCUAUCUAAGAAGAAAUGCGGGUGCUGUGAUUCAUACACAUUCUAAGUUUGCUGUGAUGGCUACGUUAUUGUGGCCUGGGAAAGAAGUCAGACUCACUCAUCUUGAGAUGAUAAAAGGUAUAUGGAAUCAAAAAACGGGUAAAGCAUAUCGAUAUGACGAGGAGUUGGUAAUACCGAUAAUAGAAAAUACUCCAUUUGAGAGAGAUUUGAAAGAAGACUUGGACAAAACUAUCAUCGAUUAUCCUGAAACUUGCGCCGUGUUGGUACGCAGGCAUGGGAUUUAUGUGUGGGGUGAUUCUUGGCAACAGGCAAAGACUAUGACGGAAUGUUACGAUUACUUGCUCGACAUUGCGGUUCAGAUGAAACAAUUUGGGUUGAAUUCACUGGCAACUCCAAGCGAUUACGAAUUGAAGUAUCAAGAAAAUAACACGUCGAAAUAGACAGUUACUAAUUUUGAUAACAAAACUUGCCGUGCCAUAAAUUUAUAUAUAUAUAUAUUUUUAAGCUAUGUACACUGUCUGAUAUUGGAGUAAACUUUGCUUUUUAUGCAAAA
Pseudomyrmex gracilis is the source of this 922-nucleotide messenger RNA. RefSeq names its product probable methylthioribulose-1-phosphate dehydratase. Lineage: Eukaryota; Metazoa; Arthropoda; Insecta; Hymenoptera; Formicidae. The record is from RefSeq and is a predicted model, not a curated record. The transcript has 5 exons. Gene Ontology annotation, molecular function: metal ion binding; methylthioribulose 1-phosphate dehydratase activity. The coding region runs from base 90 to 809 and encodes 239 amino acids. Gene Ontology annotation, cellular component: cytoplasm.